AAUAUCAUAUUUUCCCAGAGUUCGACACAAAACUCAUUAGGGUUCAACAGAUAGAUAUGGCGACGAUGGCGGACUCUCCAAGCAGCGACUCCGAUAUCGAAAUCGAUAACAAUCCAAACCCUAACACUAACCCUAAUCUAAACACAGACGCAUUAAACCCUACUAAUCCGUCGAGUUCUCCCGUCGUUUGCCUCCUGAGAUUCGGAGGCGACUCCGCCGCCGGCGCUUUCAUGGGCUCUAUUUUCGGCUACGGUUCAGGAUUGAUUAAGAAGAAAGGCUUUAAAGGAUCUUUUGCAGAUGCAGGAUCUUCUGCUAAGACAUUUGCAGUUCUGUCCGGGGUUCACAGUUUGGUUGUUUGCUUUAUGAAGAGGUUGCGGGGGAAGGAUGAUGUCAUUAAUGCGGGAGUGGCUGGAUGUUGCACUGGUCUUGCUUUGAGUUUCCCAGGUGCGCCUCAGGCCCUUCUUCAGAGCUGCCUCACCUUUGGGGCUUUCUCAUUUAUCAUUGAAGGGCUUAACAAGCAGCAGCCGGCAUUGGCACUGGCACGUCCAUCAUCGGCAAGAAUCAAAAGUAGGAAUUACGGGAUACUUCCUCCGUUAUCGGUUGAACUUCCGAAUGAGCUUAGAGAUUCCUUUACUUUCUUCUGUCAAUCCAUUAAAAAACGUGGCAAGGGCAAUUUUCGUGCACCCCAAUAAACUUGUGGUGCAUCAGUUGUGCCCGUUUGAUCUUUAUGUAGAAUGUCAGUAUGGUUAUGAAGUACAAGGAAACUAUGAAUUGGAUGCUUUC
Cornus florida is the source of this 783-nucleotide messenger RNA. RefSeq names its product chloroplastic import inner membrane translocase subunit TIM22-2-like. Gene Ontology annotation, molecular function: transmembrane protein transporter activity. The coding region runs from base 57 to 692 and encodes 211 amino acids. The transcript has 5 exons. Gene Ontology annotation, cellular component: TIM22 mitochondrial import inner membrane insertion complex; chloroplast envelope. The record is from RefSeq and is a predicted model, not a curated record. Lineage: Eukaryota; Viridiplantae; Streptophyta; Magnoliopsida; Cornales; Cornaceae. Gene Ontology annotation, biological process: protein targeting to chloroplast; protein insertion into mitochondrial inner membrane.